This is a messenger RNA of Arabidopsis lyrata subsp. lyrata, 1743 nucleotides long. RefSeq names its product probable xyloglucan endotransglucosylase/hydrolase protein 25. Lineage: Eukaryota; Viridiplantae; Streptophyta; Magnoliopsida; Brassicales; Brassicaceae. The transcript is spliced from 3 exons. The coding region runs from base 414 to 1268 and encodes 284 amino acids. The record is from RefSeq and is a predicted model, not a curated record. Gene Ontology annotation, molecular function: xyloglucan:xyloglucosyl transferase activity; hydrolase activity, hydrolyzing O-glycosyl compounds. Gene Ontology annotation, biological process: xyloglucan metabolic process; cell wall biogenesis. Gene Ontology annotation, cellular component: apoplast; cell wall.
UAUAAUUUGGUGGAACUACCGUACCAAAUUUGAUUUUAGUUGGAUUAUAAAUGUUUCAAACAGAAUUAGCCCCAAAACCGAGAUAUCCUAGCCAAGGUGACAUACAUAUAUUAUCCACUCGUAUGCAGAACCAAUUUAACAAAUCCUAAACUAAACUGGGCAUUAACCGAACCGGAUCAGGCAGACUUAAACCAAAACAAAGAACAAGCACACGUAGCAUGAGGCAAAAUUAAGCACAUGCUUUGCUUUACUUCAAAACAAGAACCAGCUGUUCACAGCUAAAACUACACAAGAGUCACAAACGGCGAACUAUACUCCAAAAAGACUAAGACUUGCCUCCCUUAUAUAAAACCCCCCCAACACAUAAGGUCCCAAUGAACGAUUUCAAUUCUCCAUCUUAUUGACACAUAAACAUGGACCGGUCCACUUUGAUCUUAUCCCUACUCUUCACACUCACCGUCUCGACCAGGACCCUCUUCUCUCCGGUUUUCUGCGGAACUUUCGACACAGAAUUCGAUAUCACUUGGGGUGAUGGUCGUGGAAAGGUCCUUAACAACGGAGAGCUUCUCACUCUUUCCCUCGACAGAGCCUCCGGCUCUGGUUUUCAAACCAAGAAAGAGUAUUUAUUUGGGAAAAUCGAUAUGCAGCUCAAACUCGUCCCCGGGAACUCCGCCGGAACUGUCACCGCCUACUACUUGAAGUCGAAAGGUGAUACGUGGGACGAAAUCGAUUUCGAGUUUCUUGGUAAUCUAACUGGUGAUCCGUAUACCAUGCAUACGAAUGUGUAUACUCAAGGCAAAGGUGAUAGAGAACAACAAUUCCAUCUUUGGUUCGAUCCAACCGCUGAUUUCCACACUUACUCUGUUUUAUGGAACCCUCAUCACAUCGUUUUCAUGGUUGAUGAUAUUCCGGUAAGAGAAUUCAAGAAUCUACAACAUAUGGGUAUUCUGUAUCCAAAAUUGCAGCCGAUGAGGCUAUACUCGAGCCUAUGGAACGCGGACCAGUGGGCUACAAGGGGAGGUCUUGUUAAGACUGACUGGUCCAAGGCACCAUUCACCGCUUCUUACAGGAACUUUAGAGCGGAUGCAUGUGUUUCCUCGGGCGGAAGAUCAUCUUGUCCUGCCGGUUCACCUAGAUGGUUCUCUCAAAGGCUUGAUCUAACAGCAGCAGAUAAGAUGAGAGUGGUGCAGAGGAAGUACAUGGUCUAUAACUAUUGUACAGACACCAAAAGGUUUCCUCAAGGAUUUCCAAAGGAGUGUAGACACUAGCUACGGGAAUUAAUGUUUGAUCCGAAACUCCAAAGCUAGUAGUAUGUAGAUUCGUCCAAAUUAUAUAUGUAAUGUUUAUGUUUAUUUAGGUUCUGUAUUAAGCAAUUUCCCCUGUUUCUGUGUAGAUAUUGUCAUAAUAAAAUGGGCGUGUGUUAGAUUAUGGCUUUGUAUAUCUUCAUGAACAGUAACCUUGUCGGAUUGUGUCCAACAAGCAAAUUCGUCAGUAAAUCUUAUAGAAAAUUUGGAUAGUUUUCAUAGCCAUUGAUGAUGUGUCGUUUUUUUCUAUAAAAACAUUUGUAGGCCCUAUGAGUGUUUUGACUAUGAUUGACUGAGAUUUUAUUGUUUUUUGGCAUAUGGACUGACUUAGAUUUAUCAACCUGGAAAUGAAUGUUCUGGUUUUUGUUUUAUUAUUAUGCAAAGAAUAUGCAUGACAGUUCUUACAUAUGCGGUUGACAUGUCCGUUCCAUAUUUUAAA